Molecule: messenger RNA, 1982 nt
Organism: Syzygium oleosum
Lineage: Eukaryota; Viridiplantae; Streptophyta; Magnoliopsida; Myrtales; Myrtaceae
Exons: 8
Coding region: 399-1511 (370 amino acids)
Source: RefSeq, a predicted model, not a curated record
UCGGACAAGAGAUGGAUGGAAUAUCCGAUAAUACAAGAAACGCUGACGAGCUGUUGAAGAGGGGCUCCGUCAAUUGACUGCUUAUCGAUUCCACACCUCCACCUACAUCUCCAUCCACGUCCCACGUGCUGUCUCUCUCUCUCUCUCUCUCUCUCCCUCCCUCUCGCAUGAUCUUCUCGUCAAUUCCCACUCAUCGAUCGAGCCGUGGAAUUAAUAAUUGGGAGGAGAAAAAGCAAAGGAGAGAGCUUUGCGAACAGAAACGGUCCGACUGGACGCCAAGAAACGAUCCGGGCAUCGUCAAUGAUUGAUUGAACGGCGAAAUCGGUGACGAGACGGCUUUCCGCACGAUGUCGCGAUAGAUGGGUCUUCGUCGACGACGACCGCGGGGGUGUUGAGCCAUGAAAGGCGUCUCUUCGGCGCCCGGCGAUUAUGUCCACUUCAAGUCUCAGGUCCCUCUUCACAAGAUCCCCAUCGGCGUAAAGCAAUGGAGAUAUUACGAUUUUGGUCCAAAAGUGGUGCCACCGCUUAUUUGUCUUCCUGGCACAGCAGGAACGGCAGAUGUCUAUUACAAGCAGGUCAUGUCAUUGGCAAUGAAGGGUUAUCGAGUGAUUUCUGUUGAUAUUCCACGUGUUUGGAACCAUCACGAAUGGAUUCAGGCAUUUGAAAAGUUCUUGGAUGCUAUCGACGUUCAUCAUAUACAUCUUUAUGGCACCUCUCUGGGAGGCUUUCUAGCACAACUAUUCGCUCAACAUCGUCCCAGGCGGGUCAGAUCAUUGAUUUUAUCCAAUACAUUCUUGGAAACGCAGAGCUUUGCUGCUGCAAUGCCAUGGGCUCCAAUUGUUAGCUGGACCCCUUCUUUUUUGCUUAAGCGCUAUGUAUUAACUGGGAUUCGUGAUGGCCCUCAUGAACCAUUCAUUGCUGAUUCUGUGGACUUUGUCGUCUCUCAGGUUGAGACUCUCUCCAGGGAAGACUUAGCCUCCAGGUUAACUUUGAUGGUUGAUGCUGCUUCAGUUGGAUCUCUUCUGCUGUCGGAUUCAUUUAUCACCAUCAUGGAUACGAAUGACUAUUGUGCUACUCCUCAAAACCUCAAAGAUCAAGUAAUUGAGAGGUAUCCCGAAGCAAGAAGAGCACAACUGAAAACUGGAGGAGACUUUCCAUUCCUUUCCCGCCCAGAUGAAGUGAACUUACAUCUUCAGCUACAUCUCAGACGAGUUGGGGUUGAAGCUCGGCCAGACUUGGUUCGAGGAGCCAAGGCUGCAACAGCUGUCAGUGCCAGCGACAGCAGUAAUCAACAUGGAGAUCCUUCCAAGGACAACGAGGAAAAGUCUCCUCCUCCUUCCUCCGAAAAUCGAUCUCCUCCAGAUGAAGAAGUGACAGAGACGUAUGAUUUUGAAGAAGAGCAAAAUACAGACGAACAUCCAGCACAGGAGACCAUGGGAACUCAUAGUUUUGAAGAAAAGCGCGCUACUGACGAAAAUCAGGAAGCUGAACCAGAUCCACUUGAGGUGUGAUGGAGGAGCUGCCAUACCUUCUUUUCCCCCCAGUGUUUUCAGUUCUUACUUUGUUUCAAGCCACGAGCUUUCAGUGUGCUGUCAUUUGUUGAUUUCGUGGAGAAUCGGGGUUUCAGUUUCAGCGCACCAGUGUCGAAGGUGCGUACGGAAAUAGAGAUUCAUCACAAGGGGAGUCGAAGAAAACAGCAAAAGUUUGUGGAUGGGGUCAAGCUGAAUUUGAGCUGUUGAGCAACUGAUAUUCAAUUUGAUGCUUUUGACUAUACAUUUUCAUGGAGUGGUGCAUUGCCACAAGCUGAGAGCUGUAGAAGUACACGUCGACAAUUCUUCUUUGUUUAUUGCAUUUCUUUCUGGUCAUUGUACAUUUCGUGACUUUUUGCCUUGGGAAGUAAAGACUGUAAAAUUUUGAAAGCUUCGUACAUUCUUGUUUGUAUAAUAUGGACAGACAGGGCUCUUGUUGGCAAGUUGGCGGAA